Messenger RNA from Elaeis guineensis (African oil palm), 1853 nucleotides. RefSeq names its product serine/threonine-protein kinase AFC3. Gene Ontology annotation, biological process: protein phosphorylation. Gene Ontology annotation, cellular component: nucleus. The record is from RefSeq and is a predicted model, not a curated record. Lineage: Eukaryota; Viridiplantae; Streptophyta; Magnoliopsida; Arecales; Arecaceae. Gene Ontology annotation, molecular function: ATP binding; protein serine/threonine kinase activity.
AAAACAUAGCCGCGAAACGUUCGUAUAGAUGCAGCACCGCGUCGUUUUCUUCAUGUUCCAUACUUCCAGCCCUAAAUUCCUCUGGCCCUCGACCUCGAGUACCCCUCACCCCAAAAGAAGACCUAUCCCUUCUCCUGCUUUCUCGAGGCUUCAUCUUCUUCCAGAACGUUUUCUAGGGUUUUUGCAUUGGUUUCGUUGCAGGAGAAGAGGUCGUGAGCGUCGGAAACUUCGUCCCGAUUUGGAAUUUGGUGCUCGGGGAUCGGAUGGAGAGCUCGCGAACGAGGAAGCGGCCUCGGCUCGCGUGGGACGUCGCGCCUCCCGAACAACGAGAGGUCCAUCCGUGUCCAGAUGCUAGGGUUAGGGGUUGGGAUUGCGAGAAGGAUGCUGUCCGAGAUGAGGCGGUGCCGGGCACGAGGGGUGCAGCAUCGCCUCCGUGGAGGGAUGACGAUCGGGAGGGGCACUAUGUCUUCGAUCUUGGGGAAAAUCUCACUCCGCGAUAUAAAAUACUUAGCAAGAUGGGUGAAGGCACUUUUGGACGUGUUUUGGAAUGUUGGGAUCGUGAAGCACGUGAAUUUGUGGCAAUCAAGGUGGUUCGUAGCAUACGCAAAUAUCGUAAUGCUGCAAUGGUUGAAAUAGAUGUCCUUAAUCAUCUUGCUAACAAUGAUAAAGAUGGAACAAAAUGUUGUGUCCAGAUACGAAGGUGGUUUGACUACCGAAAUCACAUAUGCAUUGUUUGUGAGAAGCUUGGGCCGAGCUUAUAUGAUUUCCUAAAGAGAAAUAAAUAUUGUCCAUUUCCUGUGGAACUUGUGCGGGAGUUUGGACGUCAGCUUUUGGAAUCUGUAGCAUAUAUGCAUGAUUUACGCCUUAUUCACACUGAUCUGAAGCCAGAAAACAUUCUUCUUGUGUCUUCUGAAUAUGUAAAGGUUCCAAGCUAUAAGAAGAAUUCACAAGAUGGAACAAACUUCAGGUGCUUGCCAAAGUCAAGUGCCAUUAAGCUGAUUGAUUUUGGUAGUACUGCUUUUGAGAAUCAGGACCAUAGCUCCAUUGUUUCAACAAGACAUUACAGGGCACCUGAAAUCAUAUUAGGUUUGGGAUGGAAUUAUCCUUGUGAUAUUUGGAGCGUUGGUUGCAUCCUUGUUGAGCUAUGUUCGGGUGAAGCAUUGUUUCAGACACAUGAAAAUUUGGAGCAUUUGGCCAUGAUGGAGAGGGUUUUGGGACCAUUGCCAGAACAUAUGAUACAGAAAGCUAGUCCCUCAGCAUCAAAAUAUUUUAGGCGAGGGAUUCGGUUGAAUUGGCCUGAAGGUGCUGUAUCAAGAGAAAGUAUCAGGGCUGUAAGGAAGCUUGACCGUCUGAAGGACUUGGUUUCCCAGCAUGUGGAGUACUCUAGGACUCCAUUGACUGAUUUAUUAUAUGGCCUCUUGAAGUUUGAACCAUCAGAGCGGCUCACGGCACGGGAAGCGCUCUACCAUCCCUUCUUCAGAAGCCCAACAUGAAAAGCUGUUGAAGGAACAAGCGGCUAACCUGGGAUAUAAUUUAGGGUUUUGAUGCCUGUAUGGGGGGAAGACAACUGGAAAAAGAGAGGAGUUACCAGUUGUAUCUGUAUCAGUUUUUGUAGGCUGAGACCACUGUGUAUGUCCUCCUGGUGUCUGCCUGCAUGAAUAUGUUUCUGCUGUUGUAAUAGCAUGUGGCCUUUAGAAGACCUGGUGCUAUCAGUUGCAUUUGUAUUAAGUUUUUUUUUCCUUUUUAUCUUUAUCGUUAUCUUGAAGUUUAAGAUGGUAGCUUGAACGUGGAGUGAUACUGUUGCUCGUUUUUCUCCGUUUAUUGUUGGUUAAAGCCUCCAGCCACUUGUCUGA